UUAGGGUUUAGCAAAAAUGCGGGAGGAAGAAAUGUGGAUCCAGGUCGGAUUCGAGACUUCCGCGCCGAAGGUCUCACACUGCUGGGAGCAGCCCCGCGAGUUUUGCGCCAUCCGUGGGGCGAUCAAACACGCGCCGCGGCCGUCGUCUCCUUGUUCCAGUGAGGCAAAGCUCGUCAAGGACUCUUUACAUGCUCUCCAGGGACUUCCCUCCGCGAUCACAGCCUUGCGCUCCCUCGCCGCAGCCUUUGCCUUGCAAGCUGCCGAUAAGACUGCUCACAACAUUGCUACUCUCUGGCGGCUCUCGUCCAGCGCCAGCGCUUUGGCCAAACUACUCUCGUGUUUCGCUCGAGCGGGGUGGCACAGGUACCAGCUCGAUCGGUUUGUAGACUUCUUCCUCGGCUUCCACAGGAGGAAAGCUGGCGGCGCUUGUCCGCUCUUGAAUCAGGCUUUUGCUUCUGCUGUGAGGACCAUCUUGCACGCACACUCGGCCGCCUUGAAUCUUCGGUUUGAUCGCAGCAGUGCUCAGAGCCUUGUGGAGCUCUAUCUCCACACCGAGGAGCUGAGGGUGCAGCUACAGGCUCUCACGAGGAUUUGUUCCAUAGGUGGCGAUGGCGAGGACGAGAAAGCAGCGUUUUCCACCACCGGCAAUGAUAUGCUGGAGAAGUUCAAGGCUUUCCCGAAGGGAGCUGACUUGCUCACUCUUCUCUACAACUUGUUGCUCGAACCUGAUCCGGUGCAUCUAGAAGUGCUCCGCUUCUUGUUUGCUCGGACAUAUGAGCCAUAUGCGCUUUUCGUGAGAUCGUGCAUAUACUGCGCUGAUCUAAAGGACCCGCAUGGAGAGUUUAUUCUGGAGCAAGCGUCAAGGCCUCGGCGAUCGCAGCCAGUGGAGAACUCCAUGAAAAGUAGCCUGAAGAUCCGGACAGGCGUCAAUACUCCUGUUUUUCUGGUGGACGUAUCUUCUCAAAUGCUGCGUACAGCACAACAGUUGGAAGUCCUGCUAAAGCUUCCAGAGACGCGUGAGUUUGCCCAGGCCUUGAGCUCUGCGUUUCAAGGCUCCAUGCCAAGUCACGAGACAGACAUGGAAGGGCAGGUUUCUUGUUUUUUAUCUGUGGCCUUUGACAAGAAAGGCCUCAGGCAAGUUUUCAAGCAGAGGCAGCAUCGAGCGGAGACGAUUGCAGAGCACUACCGUAAAUUUUUUGGUGACAAGUAUCCCACAAAAUUGGAGGAAGAAUCAGCAACAGCUUCAGAGGACUCGGAAUCAGAGCCAGAAAUAACAACUACUGAUGAAACGGCCACUUCUGCUGAAGUGGACUCUCUGCGACUUGGCGAGGACAGCAAUGACAAUCACGACAGUGAUACCGGUGCUAGCUCUGAGCAGGAAACUGUCAGUUGUGACGAGAGCUUCUUACAACCACACACGCAGGACAGUCUUUUCGCAAGCGAAGUUCCUCCUGAAUCGGGUUCCUCGGCCGAUCGUGCAUUAAGCAUCUCAUCUUUACUUACGACACCAAAUGCUGGACUGCCAAGAAAUCCAUUUUAUGCUUGUGGCGAAGGGAAUAUCAACGAGUACAUUUCCACGAUCUUCACGAAUACUGCUGAUGGCUGGGAUAUAAGAUCAACCCUCGUUAACGAGAACAGCCUUGCGAAGAAGCUCAUUCCGGAGCUAUCACAAGUGGGACUUCUAUCCUUGACCAAGGCCACGAAGAUUGACAUCGAUGUCGCAAGCAUUCUACUUAAAGAUGACAACUUACCAGCUAUAAGAAGAGCUCCAGAAAGUGUGGAAGAGAGAGUCAAGCUACAGCCUGCGGAAACUAGCUCCCCUGAUGAAGUAAGAAGCGAAAAGUCCUCAAGUCCUCAAGGAGGUGGUUCGUGGGUCUCAGCACUCAAAAUGACUACACAACACAAAACCACGCUUCCUGGAUGCCGUCAAGAAAGAGCUGGCUCGGACAUUCCUAUCAGCGUGGCCGUGGAGAAGAGCAUUACGGACGAGAUCCUUAUGCAAUACCGACUGGUGAGUGUUUUCACAGUAAGACUAUUGCAGGACCACCUUCACCUUCAAGACCAUUACCUGGCGCUGAGACGCUAUUAUUUCAUGGAAGUUGGAGACUGGGCUGAUAAUUUCAUCACUGCGCUUUGCUCCCAUAAGUGGGGCCUCUCACGACGACAACAUCACAUUGUCGAAGUUCAAGGAAUGCUGGAAACAGCUCUACAAAAAUCCUCGUGUGAUGGAGAUAGUUAUGCCGAAAGGCUGCAUAUUUGCAGCAUAUCCGAGGGCCAAGACGAUGCCUUUGUCAACCACAACAGUUUGGAGGCUUACGAUUUUAUUGAGCUUGGCUACCAUGUGGAUUGGCCACUUAAUCUUAUUCUCACAGCAGACGCUUUGUGCUUGUACAAUCUGAUCUUCAGAUUGUUGCUUCGUGUAAGGCACGCGGUUUUCGCCCUCGGAGAAAUCAGCAGCUCGCUACAAGCAGUGGAACGCUCUAUGCGUCGCCUGAGGUCUUCGGAGCAGCAGACGGAUAAACUCCGAGCUCUUCAACUUUUUAGGCACCAAAUUGGGCAUUUUGUCACAGCCUUUCAGUGUCACGUACAUUCGCAGCUUCUACAUGUUGUUUGGGGCGAGUUUCUUCAUGCUAUCAAACACGAGAUCAAAGACAUGCAGGACUUGGAGGUAGUCCACCACAAGUACUUAACCAACGCAGUCCAUCAAUGUUUCCUUUCUUUGGAGCACACAGGAGUGAAGUUAUGCACGGACAACAUAAUGCAGUGCUUGCUCGACUUUCGCUCGUCUCUCAAGAACAUUAGGAGCUGGGAGGAUGACAAAGUUUGCAUCGACAAAUUGUAUUCAAGGGUUCUAGAGCUGAGAUCUUCGUUUCAUGAGACCGUCUGCCGCUUACACAAAUACUACUUGAAAUCCGAGGCCCAGCACCAGCUCUCAGACUUUUGGAUGGCUUUAGAUUACAAUGGCUAUUUGGCAUCGACGUGCUGAGGAGCAAAUCAGUUGAAAACAUGCUCGACAAUUUCGACCAUUUAACACAUGUGUCAGCAAAUCCUCCAUAUGCACGAAAUCAUCCGUUUUCAAGGACAAAGUUGGCGGACUUUAUUGGUGAAGGAAUCCAGCCUAGGCCAUUGUACCGUGUUGCUUGGCACGACCAUUCUAUUAUUUCCAGCCAUCCACUCCUCCGUUCCCGCCAGGUACUCCAUAACACCAUCCUUUUUUGUGCGAACUCCUGCUUGCCACCUUUGUGAUUGCAUCGUUGAUUCCCAAGUUUAGAUUGUAAGCCACGGCGGGGACGAUGUUGUGCUUGCCACCUUUGUGAUUGCAUCGUUGAUUCCCAAGUUUAGAUUGUAAGCCACGGCGGGGACGAUGUUGAGGUAGUUCCCGGUGGCCCAUUCUUUUCUGAAGGAGAAAAGUCGUUGACAAUCAUAA
Molecule: messenger RNA, 3427 nt
Organism: Selaginella moellendorffii
Lineage: Eukaryota; Viridiplantae; Streptophyta; Lycopodiopsida; Selaginellales; Selaginellaceae
Product: gamma-tubulin complex component 6
Exons: 15
Coding region: 17-2986 (989 amino acids)
Biological process (GO): cytoplasmic microtubule organization; microtubule nucleation; meiotic cell cycle
Cellular component (GO): gamma-tubulin complex; spindle pole; centrosome
Molecular function (GO): gamma-tubulin binding; microtubule minus-end binding
Source: RefSeq, a predicted model, not a curated record